GUGUAAACACCUACACGGAACAGAAUCGAGGAGAAGGGCUGCAGGCGGCAGGACCGCGCAGAUUUCCUUUGCUAAUUCAUCAGCUUUGAAUGGGAAAGCUUGCAUGAUACACCCUCUGCUGACUCGGUGGCCUAGCAAGGUAGAGUCUGGAAGAAAAAGACAGUCCUGGUUGUUUCAUUGUUUGCAAAGGGGACGGAGGAGGCAGCUCGUCAGCGCCUGUCGACGACCAUGGCAGCAGCGACCGUUGUGGAGGCUGAUCCGGCGACGAGCGAAGGAGGCGCCGCUUUCUCCGGCGUCCAGAGCAGAGACUGGGAUGAAUCUCAACUCCGAAAAUAUUCUUUCCCAACCAAACCCAUCCCCAGACUGUCUCACACGGACCCCAGAGCAGAGAUGCUGAUUAAUAACGAGGAGCCAGUGGUUUUAACGGAUACAAACCUUGUGUAUCCAGCUCUCAAAUGGGACAUUGCCUACCUCCUGGAGAACAUUGGAAAUGGAGACUUCUCUGUUUACACUGCGGAAAACCACAAAUUUCUCUACUAUGAUGAGAAGAAAAUGUCAAAUUUUGAGAACUUUGUCCCCAAGUCACAACGAAUGGAAAUGAAAUUUUCCGAAUUUGUGGAUAAAAUGCAUAAAACGGAGGAAAUGGGAGGAGAGGAAAGAGUAUAUCUGCAGCAGACUCUGAAUGACACAGUAGGGAAGAAGAUUGUUGUUGACUUCCUUGGUUUCAACUGGAACUGGAUCAACAAGCAGCAAGCCAAGAGAAACUGGGGCCAGCUGACAUCUAACCUGCUGCUCAUAGGCAUGGAGGGCAACGUGACGCCAGCACAUUAUGACGAGCAGCAGAACUUCUUUGCACAGAUCAAAGGACAUAAGAGAUGUAUCCUUUUCCCUCCAGACCAGUUCGAGUGUCUCUAUCCUUACCCUGUGCAUCACCCCUGUGACAGACAGAGUCAAGUGGAUUUUGAUAACCCAGACUAUGAGAGGUUUCCCAAUUUUAAAAACGUUGUUGGCUAUGAGGCUGUUGUGGGCCCAGGAGACGUGCUCUACAUCCCUAUGUAUUGGUGGCAUCACAUUGAAUCACUGUUGAACGGUGGAGUGACAAUCACUGUAAACUUCUGGUACAAAGGCGCCCCCACACCCAAGAGGAUAGAAUACCCUCUGCGAGCUCACCAGAAGGUGGCCAUCAUGAGAAAUAUUGAGAAGAUGCUGGGAGAAGCACUUGGAGACCCACAUGAGGUUGGACCUUUAUUGAAAACGAUGAUCAAGGGGCGAUAUGAGCAGGAUCAUAGUUAGAGCCCCACCCUGAAAAACGUUGACUGGACUGCUUCAGAAACUGUAUGCGUGUGAAAGUGAGACUGCUGCGUGUGUAAUGCGCGUCCUGACUUUGGAGCUACAUAUCACUGCAUGGCAAAUAAGCGACCAUCUUGAAACCAUUCUGCUUCAGUCGUCUCCGAGUGCCAUUGUCAUUGCGAAUACGACAGUUAGAGAAGAAGCAUCUGAACGGCUCAUGGGAAUUCGCCCGACUUGAAGAGGCCCUUUCUCUUCUGGCUCAAGUCUAGAUAUGUUGAUGCGAUUCAGUGUUCUGUCAACAGUCUCACAAUUGAAGUUAAUGGUUAUUUGGGUGUAUUUGCUCACCCAGUCAGUAAACAAGUGAGAUCGGUACCUAUGGAGCAACCUCAAUAUUUUGACCACUAAUGGAUGAGUCAAUGGGUAUUAUAUAUAUAUAUAUAUAUAUAUAUAUAUAAAGUAGACAUCAGCCAAAUACAGGACAUUUCUUAGAUACAUUUAAAAACACAGUUGUGGCUUGAUUAUUAAAUGUGGAGUGACCAUAUUAUAUUCUGUCUUUAUCGCAGAGACAGUUUAACAGCAGAUAAGAUUCAUACCUGUAAAGGUGACAGGUCUUUUUAAGUGUCUUUGGAAUAUUUAUCUGUGUAAUCUACAUUAUCUCUACGUCCACAAAUGACAUGGUUUCAGGGAGUGAUCAGAGAGAAUUUUCUGUUGCAAAGAAGACAGCAUAGGCACAGUAGUGAAAGACAGAAUUUACAGUGAUUAAAAACAGUGGUGAAAUAUGAUCAGAAAUAUGUGUGGGCGUACAAAAAGGGCGUUCAUAUAUUCAGCUGAAGGAAUAUGUGAUGGCUUGCAGCUAAAUUAUUUUAGCAGAGUGAUCGCUUUGUGUUUUAUUUAUGGUCUUUCUUGUUUGACUUAUAUUUCAAGGACUUUAUUGGAAUUGUUAUCCUGCAUACCAGUAACAGGUUGGGAAGCGCAGAAAAUGAAUUACAUAAUGCAAGUUUAGUUGCAAAUACAGUUCACUUUCAGAAUCAAAAGAAAAUACAACAGUAAUUAAAGGUGAUGUUUUCUUAGGAAUAUGUUGUUUUGAGUGUAAAAGUGGUUUUAAGUGAGCGGCUUGAGUGAUAGAUUGAUGUGAAAAUGUUAUUAACUGAAUUAGCAGGGCCAUCAACUGGGAUGUUGCUUAUGUAUCAGCCAUUGCACUGCAACAUAAUGCACCAUCUAGUGUUCAAGUUUGCAGUUGCAUGUUCAGCUUGAUGUAUCACGUCCAUGCACUAUACUUUUACAAUUAUUCUAAAUGUUGUAUUAAAUGCAGCAGAUUUGAGAUUAGAUUUUGCUGCAUUGUGUACUAAAGUUGAAUUCCAGUUGAAAACCUGUACUUGCUCUAAUGAUGACUAUAAGUUAACAAUCAGAAAUGCACUUGUUUUUACUUUCAUGCAGCCAUAUUUUGAAGACCUUGAAGGGAGAGCAACUUGAAAGAUAGCCGUCGCUGUGCAAGUUGAAAGUGCUCUGUCUAACUGUUGUAAAAAUGAACAUCAAAACAGAAGGGGAGGAUAAUUUCAUGUUACGUUGUAUGUGGCAAACCCAACAUACAACCAGUAAAAGGGUAUCUUCAUCUUUGUUUGCCUGUGACAUGUGGAUGAAUCAGUAAAUGGUGUACUAUAAAAUAGGAACAUCCAAGCACUUCAUUCACCUUGAAAACACAGGUUUUCAAGGGUUUCUUUUGUCUAAGACUCAACUUUUAAAGUGCUGAUAAGGUGCAUAUGUUUUUCUUACAGACUGCACGAUGACCGAACAGUGCUACUUCCAAUGUAAAAGAAUUUACCUUACGUAAAACUGAUCAACUGUCAUCUUUUUAUUUUGCCAGAUUUACCGUUUACUGUAUGUGCCUUGCUUAACAUGAGUAUGGCACUAAAUGUUGCAAGAACUUCAUUUUUAUAAACUUUUAUUUUAUGGUCAAAAAUGUUUGUUUUCGCUCUAGCAUUAAACAGCUUUAAAAAGGUGAGCGUGUCAAGGGUUCAUAGAGCCAGAGGCAUGUUUUUAUUGAUGGAUGCCGGUUUUCUGUUUUGAACUUACAGUAUGUGCUCACCUUGUUCCUCUGAUUAAAGUUUGUUUGUGAAGUUCUA
Messenger RNA from Seriola aureovittata, 3413 nucleotides. It is a transcript of the gene hif1an, whose product is annotated as hypoxia inducible factor 1 subunit alpha inhibitor. The transcript is spliced from 8 exons. Gene Ontology annotation, molecular function: ankyrin repeat binding; peptidyl-histidine dioxygenase activity; [protein]-asparagine 3-dioxygenase activity. The record is from RefSeq and is a predicted model, not a curated record. Gene Ontology annotation, biological process: peptidyl-aspartic acid hydroxylation; negative regulation of Notch signaling pathway. NCBI's taxonomy places the organism in Eukaryota, Metazoa, Chordata, Actinopteri, Carangiformes, Carangidae. The coding region runs from base 229 to 1293 and encodes 354 amino acids. Gene Ontology annotation, cellular component: nucleus; cytoplasm.